Messenger RNA from Caenorhabditis bovis, 1674 nucleotides. The record is from the annotation of a GenBank genome assembly. Lineage: Eukaryota; Metazoa; Nematoda; Chromadorea; Rhabditida; Rhabditidae.
AUGACUAAAGAAGUCGAAGGAAAAAAAAGUGAAACGGAUGCCAAAAGAAGCAAAAAAUCGGAAACACUCGACGAAAACGAGCGUGAAACAAAAAAGUUAGAGAAUUUGGAAAAGGUAAAAUUAUCCAACGAAAUUCAAUGGGCAAAGAUUGCAACUUUCAGUCUAGUUGGUGCCGUUGCAGCUGUUGCCAUUGGAGUUUUGGUACAAAUUGUCUACGAGAAAUAUGUUAUAAAGCCUCUUCAAGAAAAAACAUUCCCAAAUCGCCUCCCGUUAGACUAUGAAAAUAGGAUGAUAGUUGUAGCUGAUAAUGCUUCGAUUAUUGGAUUCCUGCGUUUACCAACGAAAGAAUCUAUUGGUAAAAUUCGACUAGUAAAUGGAAAGGAACCUGUUCCAAUUUCUAGUUUGGAUUGGUUCCAAUUCUUCGAAGGAGACGCUCACUCUUUUGGAAAACUGCAAUUUCAUUGAAAUGGAUCCGAGAACAUUUUGAAUAUCGUCGAUGGUUUUCAAGAGGCCAUAAACCUCCCAUACGAUCAAAAUUCGACUUUUGGCGAUUACGACGAUGCAAUUGCAAAAUUCUCUAUUUAUUCGGAGCAAUUCUCCAAAAUCUUUGAUGAUAUUUAUAAGCUCAAGGAGAAGAAUCUUCCGAAAUUCUAUCAAGACAUGGGAAAGGCAGCACUAGCAUCAACCCUUCACAGCCUUCAAAUUGAAGGAAUCUCGAAAUAUUCUGGAUUGAGAAAUGGAGUUUUUGACGACAAAUAUGAUUCUCUUUCUAUCUCAACUAAAUUUGGCAGUCAGUUAGAGUUGGUGGACGAACAAGUUUUCCCACUGAUUGCUAUUUUGAAAAUUGAUAGGAACACUGCUUUGGUGUCAUGGAUAAAUAAAAUCAACGAACUUAAUGAAGGAGCUUCAGCAAUAUCUAAUGGAGAUUAUGCGCUAGAUAAAAUUCAACAGCCAAUGCUUUUCCAAUUGGUGAAAGCUUUGAAUAAUGAAAGAGCGAACGAUAAGUUCCUAGCUGAAAUUUAUUCGAAACUUGACAUAAUUGCGGCAGAGACGUUGAGGAAUUCGAGAAAAUCUAACUAUACAUGGAUAGGGACAGGAACAGGAAUUUUUGGAAAAGGAAACACCAACAAAAAUUCGCCUUCAUUGGAAUUAGUUUCGCUUUUGGAGGAUGUUGCUGCUGUGAUGAGCGCAAUAACAAAAUCAGAUAAAGAUCUAAUCCUUUAUGAGACGGAACUUAGAGAAUUGCGUCAAAUAAAAGAUGAGCUAUUGAAAUUGGACACGUUAUCUCCAACAGAUAAAUUUACUCCAUUAAUUUUGGGCCAGUUUGAGCCAAACUCAGAACAUCUUAAAACGAUUCUGUCGACAUUGGAUACAAAUCCAAAUUACGGAAGGUUGGGCUUCCAUGAAUCCGAUAAAGUUGGAGCAUCUUUUGCAGCAAACUAUUUUCUGCUAGGCUCGUUGAAAAAGUAUUCCGAAAUGUCGGGGCCAAUGCAGAAUGCUGCACACGUACAAUAUUCGGUUUUGAAAAACAAUCUCAUUGCAAUUACGGCAAAAUCCUUUAAAAACGCAAAGUUCAUGUUUUCCCAUUAUGACUCGGAAGGAAAUGGCAAAGGCGUCAAGGGAUCGAGCAACUCCGCUGUCAUUCUGCCAAUAAUGGCCGAAAUAUUUUAUUAA